This is a messenger RNA of Fomitopsis serialis, 3201 nucleotides long. RefSeq names its product NUC071 domain-containing protein. Lineage: Eukaryota; Fungi; Basidiomycota; Agaricomycetes; Polyporales; Fomitopsidaceae. Gene Ontology annotation, molecular function: U6 snRNA binding; U1 snRNA binding; U2 snRNA binding. The coding region runs from base 1 to 3201 and encodes 1066 amino acids. Gene Ontology annotation, biological process: spliceosomal tri-snRNP complex assembly; mRNA splicing, via spliceosome. The transcript is spliced from 8 exons. The record is from RefSeq and is a predicted model, not a curated record. Gene Ontology annotation, cellular component: U5 snRNP; catalytic step 2 spliceosome.
AUGGCGAUUCCCGGCGGCCCGAAAUUCGAGCCUCUGUAUAGAGACAUGGACAGCUUCGAUGAGGACUGGAACGAGUUCAACGACAUCAACAAAGUCAUCAUUCGACAGCAAAUCCGGACUGAGUACAAGGUCGCUUUCCCCCAUCUGUAUAACUCCCUCCCUCGUUCCGUCCACAUAUCUCUGUAUCACACACCGAAGAACGUCUACAUUCGCACCGAUGACCCUGACCUGCCCGCGUUCUAUUUCGACCCUCUCAUCAAUCCUAUCUCGCUGCGUGGCUUUACACCGAAGAAUGCGCCACUCGUUCCCCAUGAGGACGCGAUCUUCGGCCCCAACGAUGCUGAGGACGACGACUUCGAGCUCCCUGACGAGGUCGAGCCUUUCCUCGAGGACAAGCCGCUGGAGAGCGAUCUCACGGCGGAUGCUAUCGCGCUCUGGUGGGCGCCCGAUCCGUACAGUCGCCGCUCAGGGCGUAUGCGCCGAGCGCAGGAUAUCCCGCUCGUGAAGGACUGGUAUCUUGAGCACUGCCCUCCUAACCAGGCGGUCAAGGUUCGCGUGUCGUAUCAGAAGCUACUUAAGUGCUACGUCUUGAACGAGCUCAAGACACGCCCGGAGAAGGCCAUGUCGAAGAAGAACCUGUUCAAACAGCUGAAGGCGACCAAGUUUUUCCAGACCACGCGGUUAGACUGGGUCGAGGCGGGUUUGUACAUUGUCUCGGGAAGCAUGGUUAGCGUGGUCACUGACGCACUUUAUCAGAACUUGAACUACCUCCACCUCGACUACAACAUGAACUUGAAGCCGGUGAAGACGCUCACGACCAAGGAGCGUAAGAAGUCGCGAUUCGGCAAUGCCUUCCAUCUCUGCCGUGAAAUCCUUCGUCUCACGAAGUUGGUGGUCGACGCGCACGUCCAAUUCCGUCUCGGCAACGUCGAUGCAUUCCAGCUCGCGGAUGCGUUGCAGUACAUCUUCGCGCACAUUGGUGCCCUUACGGGUAUGUACCGUUACAAGUACAAGUUGAUGCGUCAGGUACGAAUGACCAAGGACCUCAAGCACUUGAUCUACUACCGUUUCAACACCGGUCCUGUCGGCAAAGGUCCUGGUGUCGGGUUCUGGGCCCCCGGCUGGCGUGUCUGGCUAUUCUUCAUGCGUGGUAUUGUUCCUUUGCUCGAGCGCUGGCUUGGAAAUCUGCUCGCGCGUCAGUUUGAGGGUCGUAACAGCAAGGGCAUCGCGAAGACAGUCACGAAGCAGCGUGUCGAGUCGCACUAUGACCUUGAGCUUCGUGCGGCGGUCAUGCACGACAUCCUCGACAUGAUGCCAGAGUCGAUCAAGCAGAACAAGUCGAAGACCAUCCUCCAGCAUCUGUCGGAGGCCUGGCGCUGCUGGAAGGCGAACAUCCCUUGGAAGGUGCCCGGAAUGCCGACGGCCAUCGAAAACAUCAUCCUUCGUUAUAUCAAGAGCAAGGCCGACUGGUGGACGUCUGUCGCUCACUACAAUCGUGAGCGUAUCCGGCGUGGCGCGACCGUCGACAAGGCCGUCGUCAAGAAGAACCUCGGUCGUCUCACUCGCCUGUAUCUCAAGGCUGAGCAGGAGAGACAGCACGGGUACCUCAAGGACGGUCCGUACAUCAGUGCUGAGGAGGCCGUUGCCAUCUAUACUGCCACCGUGCACUGGCUCGAGAGCCGGAAGUUCUCGCCCAUCCCCUUCCCGCCGCUUAACUACAAGCACGACACCAAGCUUUUGGUGCUCGCGCUCGAGAAGCUCAAGGAGGCGUAUUCGGUUAAGGGCCGCUUGAACCAGUCGCAACGCGAGGAGUUGGCGCUCAUUGAGCAGGCGUACGACAACCCGCAUGAAUGCUUGUCGCGUAUCAAGCGUUUGCUGCUCACACAGCGUGCAUUCAAGGAAUCUGGCAUCAAGUUCUUCGACACCUACGACAAACUCAUUCCUUGCUACGACAUCGAGCCCGUAGAGAAGAUCACGGACGCCUACCUCGAUCAGUUCCUGUUCUUCGAGGCCGACAAGCGUGGUCUGUUCCCCUCCUGGAUCAAACCCGCCGACACUGAGCCGCCGCCGCUUCUCGUCUACAAGUGGUGCCAAGGCAUCAACAACUUGACCGACAUCUGGGAGACGGGCGAGGGCGAAUGCGAUGUGCUCAUGGAGACGGUGCUGUCCAAGGUGUACGAGAAGAUCGAUUUGACGCUGCUCAACCGGUUGUUGCGUCUCAUUCUGGACCAUAACUUGGCAGAUUAUAUCACGGCGAAGAACAACACUGUCUUGACGUACAAGGAUAUGGCGCAUACAAACGCCUACGGUCUGAUCCGUGGUCUCCAAUUUUCAGCCUUCGUCUUCCAGUACUACGGCCUGGUCCUCGACCUGCUCAUCCUGGGUCUUCAACGCGCCAGCGAGAUGGCGGGACCACCGCAGAUGCCGAACAACUUCCUGCAAUACCGCGACUCCGCCACCGAGACGCGUCAUCCGAUCCGUCUCUACUCGCGUUACGUCGAUCGCAUCCACAUUUUGUUCCGCUUCACGGCCGAAGAGUCGCGAGACCUCAUCCAGCGGUAUCUCAGUGCGAACCCUGACCCGACGAACAACAACGUCAUCGGGUACAACAACAAGAGGUGUUGGCCUCGAGACUGUCGUAUGCGCCUGAUCAAGCACGACGUCAACCUCGGCAGAGCGGUCUUCUGGAAUGUCAAGCAGAGUCUGCCCCGGUGGGAAGACACUUUCGUCAGCGUUUUCUCUAAGGAUAACCCACAGCUCUUGUUCUCGAUUUGUGGGUUCAAAAUUCGCGUCCUCCUAUAUCUGGCCGACCUCGGCAAGCAGAACAGUGUGAACAUCGCCUCCCUCACGGCCAGCAAAAUUCUUGACAUCAUCUUAGGUCGGGAGAUCGCAGCACCGUCUGUACAGCGGCAGCAGAUGGCGGAGCUCGAGAAGAGCUCUGAGGCGCAGAGCCAAGUCACAGUGGUGUUCAGUAGCAAGUCCGACUGGCGUCACAUCUACGUCUCCAACGACGGCGUCCGAGACGAUGCUGGAUCGUUCACCUACGUCUUGCCGAAGAAUAUCCUUCGCGCCUUUGUCACCGCUGCCGACUGCGCACCCAGGUCGCUGCAUUCUUGUACGGCGUCUCUCCCAGACAACAAGCAGGUCAAGGAGAUCAAGGCCGUGGCAUGGGUCCCGCAGCGCAGCAAUGACAACACUUAG